This is a messenger RNA of Temnothorax curvispinosus, 810 nucleotides long. RefSeq names its product cytochrome P450 6B1-like. Gene Ontology annotation, molecular function: oxidoreductase activity, acting on paired donors, with incorporation or reduction of molecular oxygen; iron ion binding; heme binding. The record is from RefSeq and is a predicted model, not a curated record. The transcript is spliced from 3 exons. Lineage: Eukaryota; Metazoa; Arthropoda; Insecta; Hymenoptera; Formicidae. Bases 110 to 682 code for a protein of 190 amino acids.
GAAAUUGAAAGAUAUUUCUAAAGACAUUUUUUUAGAUUUGACUGACAGUUUGAUAGUUUCUCAAGCAUUCGUGUUUUUCGCUGCUGGUUUUGAAACCUCAUCGACAGCGAUGGCUAACGCGUUUUACGAGCUGGCUUUAAAUCAGGAAAUACAGAACAGGUUGCGUGACGAAAUUGAUCAGGAAUAUAUAAAACAUGCUGGCAAUUUAACAUAUGCAAACAUCAAGGAAAUGAAUUACUUGGAUAAAGUAUUCAAAGAAGUCUUACGAAAGUAUUCAGCUGGGCUUUUCUUUACGAGAAGAACGAUGUCAAGUUAUACUUUCAAUGGUACCAAAGUUAGUAUACCGAAAGGCCAAAUAAUAUUGAUUCCUUGGCAAGAUAUGCAUCAAGAUCCGAACAUUUAUCCAGAACCGGAUGUCUUCGAUCCAGAAAGAUUUAAUGAGGAAGCUGUGAGAAGCAGGCAUCCGAUGGUUUAUCUACCCUUCGGUGGCGGACCAAGAAAUUGCAUUGGUUCCCGUUUCGCUGUUUAUCAGACUAAACUUGGGCUCAUAAAGAUAUUACGAAACUACAAAGUCGAGCCUUGUGAGAAAACGCAAAUACCUUAUGCGAUCGAUGAUAAACAUUUUUUAUUAACGCCAAAGGAUGGAAUAUAUUUAAGAAUAAUUAAAAUUAAUCGAGAUUAAUUUAAGCUUUUUUUAACUCUCUCUCUCUCUCUCUCUCUUUCCCUCUUAUAAAACAUGCGUGUAUAGAACUUGAUUAAGAAAAUCUCUGUCAAGAAAUGUAAUAAUAAAAGUCACUUUUUCCACUACAA